AUUUAAAGCCUUUGAACGGAGGGACGUUUGAAAUUGCAAGCGAGGAAGCCAUCUUCUUUCUCGUAUCAGUAAAUACCGUGUGUUAUUCACAGUUAUUUCGUCUAGUUAAUUUUUCGUUUAGACUUGUACAGCGAGAUUAACGUUGUUGCGAUUUUGCUUAAAAUGCUUGAAUAACAAAUACAGCGGUAUCGGGUUUAGAAAAUAUCCUAUGUAUGAAGGCUGCCGCACACGACAAAUUUGGUUAACAGGCCGGAGGAGCUGCUAACUAGCGACAGCUAACUCAACAACUGCCAUUUUCAGCUGGUUUAAAUUCUGGAUAUAUUUUUGGACCUUGGUGUCUUUGGGUAGUGUGCAACAAUACGCCUAGGAUAUGGACUCAGCAAAACUCAAACUGACAACGGACUCGAAGAUUCAUAGGCCUGAAUUCAAGUCAAGUGUUGAAGGACCGAAGCGUAUUCCUGUGUCACAACGUUCACAUACGGCUGUAGUGACACCAACGCCACAUCAACGGGUCCUCACUGUGUCAAAUGGACCUCAGCGCAUUCGGCGCUCUGGGGUCCCUCAGAAACCAGUACCCCAGGUCUCUGCUGCAAUAAAGUCCACUCAUUUAUCCGACCAAAAUGUAAAUCCUACACCUCAGCCCAAACCCGCUUCUCAGCAGUACAAGCCAAAGAUGGUUGCAAACACGACAAAUCCGGAGUUACCGAGGCCACCAGCAGAGUCGUCAAAAGAAGAAAAGCCACAGAACAAAACCCCCAUGAAUGACUCCACGGAUGCUUCUGCAUCAAAGAAAAGGUGGAGCCUGGAAAAUUUUGACAUUGGUCGUCCUUUAGGAAAGGGCAAAUUUGGUAAUGUCUACCUGGCGAGAGAGCGGCAGAGUAAGUUCAUCUUGGCCCUGAAAGUGCUCUUCAAGAAGCAGUUGGAAAAGGCUGGAGUGGAGCACCAGCUUAGAAGAGAAGUGGAGAUCCAGUCUCACCUCAGGCAUCCCAAUAUUUUGCGACUCUACGGUUACUUCCACGACGCCUCUCGUGUGUAUCUUAUCCUUGAGUUUGCGCCCAAGGGAGAACUGUACGGUGAGCUGCAGCGUUGUGGACAUUUUCCUGAGGACAGAAGUGCAACAUAUAUCAUGGAGCUGGCAGAUGCCCUUAACUAUUGCCACUCAAAGAAGGUGAUCCACAGAGACAUCAAACCAGAGAAUCUCUUACUGGGAGCAAACGGCGAGCUGAAGAUCGCAGACUUUGGAUGGUCUGUUCAUACGCCAUCCUCCAGACGGUCCACUCUGUGUGGAACACUAGACUAUUUGCCGCCAGAAAUGAUUGAGGGCAAAACUCAUGAUGAAAAGGUGGAUAGUCAGCGUGACCUCCGGGGAAAUCCACCAUUUGAAGCGAAAAGUCAGGAGGACACCUACCGCAGGAUAUCAAGGGUGGAGUACACUUACCCUGCUCACCUUAACAUCAGUGCUGGGGCCAAGAGCCUGGUCGCACAGCUACUGAAACACAACCCCAUGCACCGGCUGCCCGUCCAGGGCGUCCUGUGCCAUCCUUGGGUUGUGGAAUGCUCCACCAAGAAGCCGACGACACUGAAGGCUGGAGAGCCGGGCCAGUGAGCCCUGCUGUUCCUGUGGUGUCCCUGGCUGGUGUAGAACACAGACUCCACUCUGCAGCCACUGCUUGACUCCAUCAUAUCAUGUGGCUGCAGGUACACUUCGAACUACAUGCAUAUUCUUGUCACACCCUGUGUUUGUUUGUGAAUAUUUCACUGUUUGUCUGAUUAUGUAUUACUACUUGAACUUGGAAAAGAGAGAGCAUCCAAAAAUGGAACUAUUGUAUUGAUGUCGGGUCCGAACUCAGAUGGCACCUUUGGAUUACAACCUUAGGUACAACUGCUAGUUGCUGGAUGUCGAGUUUACUCUGCAUCACCUGUGGAGUAGUUUGGUGUUUCUCUCAGAACAAACAGAUUUUUAUAGUGAGAGGCCAAGUGUCACUGCUCAAAAUAUAUUACACUCUGUAAGUAUUACUUUCCUGUAUGCGUCUCUUAUGGUGGAACUCUUGUAUUGUUGGCAGUCUGGUGUUUGUGUGAUUUUUCUCUCUUGGGGGCAAAGAAUAUAAAUCAGAAGGGACUUUUAGAUCUUCUGAGGCAUAUCUCACAGCUGCUUUGUCAUGUCUGUCACAGAUGCAGUCACGUGCAGUUGGAUGCAGAAUGAGUGGUGUCUAGAGUGAACAUAUAAAUGUUUUAAUGCCUGAGCCUGAAUUUCAGCAAAUUAGCCGGUAUCAUUUCUUCAAAUUUUAUCUUUGUUGUUCUGUCAAAAUGUUUGUCUUGUUUCGAUCUGAUGCUGAGAUUGUUUACUCCUUUCUGAAAUUAAACCAGCAGAGGGAGCCAUCGUACUUUAAAAAAACCUUUCAAUUGUAGAGUAUAAUCUUUUUAAUGCCAUUGCAAAUCCCAGCAAAAUUCCUGUCUCAAUAAAUUGCAGUUUUCUUUAA
This is a messenger RNA of Cynoglossus semilaevis (tongue sole), 2480 nucleotides long. It is a transcript of the gene aurka, whose product is annotated as aurora kinase A. NCBI's taxonomy places the organism in Eukaryota, Metazoa, Chordata, Actinopteri, Pleuronectiformes, Cynoglossidae. The transcript is spliced from 9 exons. Gene Ontology annotation, biological process: protein phosphorylation. Gene Ontology annotation, molecular function: ATP binding; protein kinase activity. The record is from RefSeq and is a predicted model, not a curated record. The coding region runs from base 371 to 1606 and encodes 411 amino acids.